Messenger RNA from Xenia sp. Carnegie-2017, 1834 nucleotides. RefSeq names its product vacuolar segregation protein PEP7-like. The record is from RefSeq and is a predicted model, not a curated record. Bases 11 to 1732 code for a protein of 573 amino acids. Gene Ontology annotation, molecular function: metal ion binding. Lineage: Eukaryota; Metazoa; Cnidaria; Anthozoa; Malacalcyonacea; Xeniidae. The transcript has 5 exons.
UGACCAAUGCAUGACAGCCAAGAUGGCGAAUGACAAUUUCGAUUUGAAUAGUAACAAGGAAAGUAGCAACUUUGAAAGUGAGAAAAAUGUCGAUUUGCUUUGGAAACAUGUUUCAGCUUCAAUCGAAAUGUUUCUUUAUGAACAUGAAAAACAACAUGGAGGUGAAAAGUUGAUAAAGAUAACAAAAUCACAUUGGGUUGCUGAUAAAGACAGAAGUCAAUGCUCAAACGUAAAUUGUGCAAAAAGUUUUUCGUUCACUGAAAGAAAACAUCACUGUCGAAGAUGUGGUGAAAUUUUUUGUUUUGAUUGCUCUGCCUUCACUCAGAGAUUGUCUUUUCUUGCUCAACGUGAUCAAAAUGGAUACUUGUACAAGGUUUGUGUGUUAUGUUUCAAUAAAGAAGACCAGACAUUGGGAAUAACACGCUCUCAUUUUGCUGCAUUUAAGAAAUUCAAAGUCUGGCAUAAAAAAUUGGAAGACUCUGCUGAUGAAGUAGAUAUUACAUCACUUAUAUCUCACAGAUUAGCCAUACUUACGAGCAAAUUUGACGAAUAUGUUAACAGCAAUAAAUUAAACGUGGCAAGUUUUGUGAAAUUAUCAUUUACUGUACCAACUUGGCAAAUACCCCAAGGUGGCUUGAAAAAUUCACGUUGCUGUAGUCUUUGCGCGAGAAAAUUUACCAUUUUUUGUUCUCUACAUCAUUGUCGAAUAUGUGGAGAGGCUGUAUGUUUGAAUUGCUCCAAUGAAGAACUACUUCUGUACUAUGAUCAAUUGUCAAGCGUUGCUUACUGGGCUAUUUUAUGUAUUGUGGGCUGUCCACCGUUGCCACCUGAUACACGCGAGUGUUUGAGAAUUUGCGCAAGUUGUCACAGUCAUGCAGUUCAUAUUCAAGUUGAGAAUCGCAUGAAAGAAAGAAGGCAAUAUGAGAUGGAGGGGUUAAAUAAUAUUGUCAAAAGUUACGAAAGACUCAACACAAUAAAACCGGAUUUACUCAAAGCUUUCAGUAGUUAUGAAAAAAUUGUUUCUGCGAUAAAAGAAGAAAAUGAUCUAAAUGCCAUUUUAGCAAAAGGAGAAAGUGCAACCAAAGUACUCGCCAAAUAUAAUUCUGAUACGUCAGAUAUGUUUAUUCAGUUUGCUAUUGAUAUGCAAAAUUUCAAAACGACGCGACCGAGAACAAUUUGUCAAGUUCGACUUGUUAAGUCAAUUGUCAAAGCCUCGCAUGAUUAUUACUCAAAAUAUUUUUACGCAUUCCGUGAUUUGCAAAGAAGCCUUGAUCAUAUAGUGGGAUACAGAAUUUUGGAGAAUGUGCAAUUUCAUGUUGAUUGUCAAACAAUAAACUGUACUUUUCUUGCUCUCAAACAGUCUGGCUUGGAAUGCUUGCAUAUUUGUAACAAAUAUCAGAUAAAAUCAAAUAUUGCAUCACUACUUGCAUUUUGUGAAGAUACUUCAAUGAAAGAUUUAAAGAAAAUAAUGGAAUCAUCAGGUCAAAACUGGGAAGAACAUGAACGAAAUACCCAGAAGUUUAUUAAAGAUCGCUUGGAAAGACAACUCUUCUUACUUAUUCCUGUGAAAGACAAGAAGACGGAGUUAAUAAAAAUUUCGCUACGAAAGAAAUGUGACUUGUUGUUAUUAAAAGUUGAGAGACAGUUGAUUGCCAAAGCAAGUGUUAAUCAGUUUCUACUCACAAAAAAUUCUCUGGUUAAAACUCGCGCUAAAAUAAAGAAACUGGAUUAGUGUUUUUUUGGAAGGAGAUUAUGUUAAUAUCUAUCUCACGAUAAGAUUGUGUCAAGUUAUUUUACAACUAAGAAAUCCCCAUUAAAGAAUGAUUUUGACUCA